UCUGUUCUCAAAUCUUUCAAUGUUCUAUAUUGUUAUACUAAUAUACUGGUUGGAUUUCAUAUUUCUGUGGAUAAAUUAAGUGUGUUUGUAGUUUUGUUGGAUUUGGAUUUAAUUGCUUAUUAUCGAUUGUGAAUUUUUCUUGGUUAACAUUUGAGUCUCAUACCAAUUUCAUGAUACUCUACAACUUUCUUUCUUCUUCUUCUUCUUCUUCCUCCUGACAUCUUCGAUGAAACUUCUUUAUCUUUUCCCUCUGCCAAGCUUGCCAUUCCUAAAAUAGAAAAAAAAAAUUAAAAAAAAAGGGGCUCAAAUUCAAUCCAAUUUUGCACAUAUACUAAGUGGUAUUCGAAACCAGUCAGAAAGUCACUUUACAUCGAAUACAUGGUCGAAGAUGAACUGGUAAUGGUGCGGGUGGCGUGCAAGUCAGCCUCAAAACCUUGCCUUCCAUUUUCCUUUUUUUUUUUUUUUUUGGGUUUUUUCUUUGGGGUCUUUUCCUUCUUUAUCAGAUAACCCGAUACAGAGGGUGUGAGAGUGCGACUGAAUAAUUGUACUUGGGAUAGACGGAGAUAGAUAAAUAAUCUUCAAAAAUGGAUCAAGGAUCCUCUAAACAUGGUCUUGCUUUUAUGGAUAGGUUGUGUUACUGUAUCUGGUGCAAUCCUUUUUCUUGUAAUGACAAGAAUGUUAAAUGGUGUCCUGCCUAAGAAAUCACAAAUAAAUGUUUGGUUCGAGGUCAAUAAUCAAAUCCUUAAUGCUCUCUUUACCCUCAUGUGCUUGUACCAACAUCCAAAGCGGUUCCACCACCUAGUACUUCUAAUCAGGUGGAAGCCAAAGGAUGUAACCACACUAAGAGAGAUGUACUGCAAGAACGGUAAAAAGAAGCCCCAUGGCCGAGCUCACAUUAUGGUAGUUAUUGUGUUACUCCUUGUGAAUUGCUUCGCUCAAUAUACACUUUGCGGACUUAACUGGGGAUAUAAGAGAUCUGAACGACCUGCUGCUGGUGAUGGCAUCAGCCUCUCUGUUGCAAUUGCUGGCGCAGCAAUUGCUGGUGUGUACACCAUGAUGAGCUCCUUUGGAAAGGAGUAUGACUUGGAAGUUGAUGAGGAAGUGCAGGAUCAAAUUCUCAUUAAUAUCACUAGGCAAGCCAAGCACUUGGGAUCAUUUGAGAGGAGAUUCUCAUUUGCAUCAAGAAAUGAGCAUAGUUGGUGGAGCAUGAACCUGAAUGGAAUGGAGGGUUAUUUGAUAUUGGGAAUGAUUUUUCUGUAGCUUAUUUUUCUCUCUUCUGCUGCAUAUGCCUUUUCCGGUGGAAUAUGGAAAGGCUUGGUUUUGGUAACAUGUAUGUUCACAUUGC
Ziziphus jujuba (common jujube) is the source of this 1345-nucleotide messenger RNA. RefSeq lists its product as uncharacterized. Lineage: Eukaryota; Viridiplantae; Streptophyta; Magnoliopsida; Rosales; Rhamnaceae. Bases 607 to 1260 code for a protein of 217 amino acids. Gene Ontology annotation, molecular function: cyclase activity. The record is from RefSeq and is a predicted model, not a curated record. Gene Ontology annotation, biological process: sesquiterpene biosynthetic process. The transcript has a single exon.